Blastomyces gilchristii SLH14081 is the source of this 4141-nucleotide messenger RNA. Its product is annotated as blue light regulator 2. Lineage: Eukaryota; Fungi; Ascomycota; Eurotiomycetes; Onygenales; Ajellomycetaceae. The record is from RefSeq and is a predicted model, not a curated record. Gene Ontology annotation, molecular function: zinc ion binding; sequence-specific DNA binding; protein binding. The transcript has 3 exons. Gene Ontology annotation, biological process: regulation of DNA-templated transcription. The coding region runs from base 595 to 1962 and encodes 455 amino acids.
CAGCUGUAUUAUGGUUUUUAUUCAUUGUUUUCAUUGUUAAGCACUACCAGAAACUUCUGAGGUCUAUGGGGGAGCAGGCUGCCAAUCCAUGCCUUAUCAUCCAGGUGCGGGUACGGGCACAAACCCGGGCCGAUAAGCUCCAGCGGGGUGCCGACCUUUAACUACGGCGGCCCCUACUAUUGCGUAGAGGAGGCUAGCAGCAAGCGAGGUCGGCACGGGGCGGGGGAGUGCCGAAGCGGCUCUUGGGGGCUGGCACUGACGGCUGUUGACCUGUCGGCACAAGCCACCCCCCGCAAGGCUACCUAGCAUCGCUCUGUACAGGCAUACCGAAACAAGAAACAAAGAAGCAGCCAUGACGCGCGCGUGAUAAGCAAUGUAGGAGCACAAGAGACAUUAUUGUUUCCUCCUACUCACAACUAACUACAUACUACUUAUAUACCUUCGUCUUUGAUUUGUCGUUUUCAGUCCUAUUUCGUAUCUACCUUUCGAGAGAACCAUCUAUAACUCCGCCUAAUAUCAGUGCCCCCCAAACCCCCACAGAUCAGGCCCAGCAUAUGGAACCCUAUUCUUUAUCUGCCGCUUCGGGCUUUCCCCAUGUCAGGAUAUGAUCACCGAUUCGCUCGAGGAAUUUCAGAUUAUUCUGCACACAUUCCUGCCACAGUACUAAGUGCGCAAGCGCCGUUUGCGGCAAGUUUCAAUGACGUGGAGCCGCAUCUUCACAAUUUCGGUGCCUCGGAUGCUCAGUAUAGAAAUAUCCAGACCUUCGGCACAAUCUCCCCGUUUCAAACAAAUAUUCCGGAUGAAUCAUCAAAGUGGGAACAAAACAAACCGAAAGAGUAUAUUCCUUGCGCGGUUCCCACCAUCACUUCGCCUCCGGGGAUAAAUCCUAGCGUGGAGCUGGGUGUUGAGCCCACCCAAGUGGAAAUACGCAUCCUGGCGGGAUUAAGGGACCUGAUACAAAUUUUAGAUUUGUCCGGGAUAUUGUUAUCUGUGUCGCCUUGCUGCAAGGCACUGACAGGGUACGAAUCGGAGGAUUUAAUAGGCAAUGUCUUAUUUGAGUUCAUCCAUCCAGAUGACCGCUCAGUGGUCGUCAAAGAGUUUGCCCAUUCAAUAAACACAAAAACCCCGUUCCAAUGUUUCUAUCGUUUCAAGAAGCAUGACGGGACCUAUCUACUGCUAGAUGCCCACGGUCAAAUAGACUCAGCGACAAACAUGAAGUUCUCGAUAAUCGCCCGCCCCUACCUGACCAAAGAAACGCAGCUUCUCGACUCAUUCCUCGAACACAAACUCGAAAACGAACGUCUGACAAGACGAAUCGCAGAACUGAAACGAGAAGGGGAAUUUCAGCUUCAUAACGAUGAAAAUAAACCAGACAACGAACAAGUUACCUCAAUAGCUCCACAAGCCCAUCACAAUUUAACAAGUACCCCCGGCUUCCACCCUCCUUCUACUGGUGCAUUUCAAUUUAGACCUGCCACCGUACCAAACCCUAAAGCUCCAAUACUGCCCAAUGAGCCUUUCACAGGAUCAAGCACAGAUAGAUUCCAGCCGUUAACGCCAUCGCAGCCCCAGCAUAACAUUUCUCAGCCCGCUGGCUUCGAAGGGAGCACAUACGUAGACGACAUCGAGCUCAUGACAGGCCUGCGCUAUGGAGCAGGUGAACGGACGCGGGGGAUAAGCACUGGCGACCCUAACGGCACUCUUUUCCAGAGCGUCGCGCUUUCAGUGGGGGUGUUCACGUCCAGCCACAGGGACGGUGGUAAGGGCGGCAAAGGAAAUGCUGAACGGAAACGGAGGAGUAAGCCUACCGAAACGAAUUCCUGCACUGAUUGUGGGACGUUCUCGUCGCCUGAGUGGCGGAGGGGUCCGAGUGGGAGGAAGACGCUGUGUAAUGCUUGUGGGCUGCGCUGGGCGAAGCAGGUUAAGAAGCGCCAACAAGCGACGGGCACUACCACUAUAUAAGAGUGGGCUCAUAAUCUCUUAAGUAACUAACUGACUUGUUCUCUAACCAUCUAGUUUAAAGGGUCCACUUUUCCUUCUUCCAUACUGCUCGUGAUGAAUAAUGAUGAUAUCCGAAACUGCCCUUGUUCUGGACAUGAAUACGUUGAUUUGAGCUUUUCUUUGGAAUUCCUAUUCCCCUGAUACGAUAGCCCAUAUCUUCUUCUGCUAUAUAAUGUGUAAUAUUUACUAGUUACGCACGACUUAUAACUACAUCUACCCAUAUGUUUUUGGUGUAUAUAUUAAUUACUCUAUAUAAAGAGCGGGAUUUUUUCCUUUAUAUUUUUAUGGGACUUGAAACAUAACCUUUAUCAAAUAAAAUCCUGAUUUCUCAGCUUUCGAUAUGCGUCAAUAUGCUCUGGAAUGGGAGAAAUAGGGAAACUGAUACAAAGGGGGCGAAAAUUUCUAAACUCAGACCACAUACUUCCAAAUCCAUUCUGUGAAAAAAAUCCUUGGAAGCAAUCUCCCACAUAGCAGUUAGGCAGGAAGGGGGAGAAAAACCCAGAAACGCCAGUUCGAUAAAUAGCAGAACGGAACAGAGCACAGGAAAAAAGUAGCACGAGAUUGGUUUUACGUGUCCAUCCGAUUGUCACCGCCAGAGCCUCCCGUAUCGCCCUCCUUUGGCCCUUCAUCCGUUUCCAUAGUUGACUUCGUCAGCUCCUCGUUCUCUGGCUUCGGGUCUGACAGCAUUGCAGCGGUAUUAGGCCCUGGCUGAUCUUCGUUGGUCUCCUCUACAGGCUUCUCAGGUAUAUCGCCAAUGAAAAUAUCUCCAUCAGCAUCCCUAUCUGCAUCGUCCUUCAAAUCACGGCCGCUCGAGGGAUCAUUAACUGUAGCUCCUUGUGAAGUGUCUUUCAAAUCUGCUGCUGAAUCACUACCACUACGAACAACAUCGGUGCGUGGGGGGCUGGUCGACAAUGACAUCUCCACCCCCUUCCCAUCCUGCAAUCCGAUAUCCUUCACGCCCAAAAUAUUUGGACCUCUCGCAUGAGGCUCUUCCUCGACUUCAUGCCCUUGUGCCUCUGCCACGCGCCCCUCACCUCCCAGGGACGAAGCUGUCUGGUGUUGCCGCUGAUGCUCAUGCUGUACUGUUGUAGGAACAACGCCAGCCUCUUGCUCCUGCCGAAUGAGUUCGCCCUGCGUCAUGGCGCCGGAUUCUCGCGGCGGAACUGCGGAGGAGGACGGGCUGCUGCUACCGGGCGAGCUCGCACCUGCUCCACUCGAAUUAGGACUAGAGUCAGGUUCUACGAAGCCAUGACCACCCUUACCUCCAGGAAGAUCAACAUUGUUCAGCCACGGGAUCGGGGUGAGAAGGGCCCCUCCAAGAGACUCAUCGCUUCCCAGCGCAUUGUUGCCACUGAGCGCGAAACUACUGCCCCCUGCCCCGUUGACGCCGUUGACGAGGCUAGUAUCAAUAAUACCGCCAGGCAAAGGCAUGGACACCGGUAAUGGGAAAAUAUCUGCUCCGCUGGAAACCGAUACGACACGGUCGACUGCACGGAGAUACGCUGGUAACGUGCGGUAGUCACGGGUCGGCCGUAGUAUCAACUCUGCCAGCCGCUGGAUUGUAUGGGGUGGUUUUGCGGGAAAGUAUGUCUUUAGAGUGGAUUUGAUGGACGAGAGGAUCACGACGAGGGGUGGAGGGAGGGCGUCGUCCGUCGGACCGGACUGUGGUUGCGAAUCAGGAAUGCGUUCGCUGGAGGCGGAGGAUGGAAAAGUCGGAACUGGUGGUCGGCGGGGUGGAGUCUGUAGAUGUGACGGCGGAGCAUUUUCUUUAUUGCUAUUUGCCUGCGAGUUUACUUCUUGUGUAGAAUAGGAAGAGGGGAUAAGGCCUGAGUUAUCAGCGGCUCCACUCCAAGGUGGAGGGACGGUGGGCAUCGGGAAGUCAUUGUGAAUUAUCUAUGCGAACUGUUAGCCACCAUGGGAGCUUUAUUGCCUCGUUUACGCUUCCGGGUAGAGUUAAGCUCUUGUAAAGGAGACGUACAUGUUCGAGUCGUUCGAUUAAAGGGUCUAGCAAGCUAGGCCAUCUCUCACUAUAUCAAGCACCAUUUCACGGUCAACGGCGGAGCGCAUAGACGAGCUUAAAGAUAUACGCAAACAUACUAAUCCAUAGUUCCAUCUUUGGCGACAGCCUCUAGCACUUCCU